Dipodomys ordii (Ord's kangaroo rat) is the source of this 2768-nucleotide messenger RNA. RefSeq names its product zinc finger protein 334 (gene Znf334). Bases 376 to 2418 code for a protein of 680 amino acids. The transcript is spliced from 5 exons. Gene Ontology annotation, molecular function: DNA-binding transcription repressor activity, RNA polymerase II-specific. Gene Ontology annotation, biological process: negative regulation of transcription by RNA polymerase II. The record is from RefSeq and is a predicted model, not a curated record. NCBI's taxonomy places the organism in Eukaryota, Metazoa, Chordata, Mammalia, Rodentia, Heteromyidae.
AUUCGGAGUUGUCCUGACCGUGUCCGCCAUCACCCAGCAUAGAAUCACACAGUGUAGGGGAAAGAAGAGCCGUUUAAAGCUGUUUAGAUUUCCGUUACUUGAAAGCUAGGACGUGGAAGAUAACGCUUUCAUCUCCUCAGCUGUCUACUAGUGACAGCUGGGAAGUGAAUGCCACUCUCCGACUUCCAGCUCCGUAGUUAGGACUAGGUCCUCUUGUGAAGCUGAACAGGGACACCCACCAGUCAAAACAGAUAAACACCUUAAACCACUUGCAUCCUUUCUUACUGGAACCUCUUCAUCUCACUGGCUAAACACAUUAGCAGGAAAAUAGCUCUGCUUUCACCUCUCUUGGCCCUUUCUCAAGAGCACCUGAAAAUGAACGAAUUCCAGAAAUCCAUUUCCUUCACGGACUUGACAGUGGACUUCACCCAUGAGGAGUGGCUGCGGCUGGGCCCUGUGCAACGGCUCCUGUACAGGGAAGUGAUGCUGGAAAACUACAGCAACCUCAUCUCAGUGGGGAUACAUACUAGCAAACCAGAUGUGAUCUUCAAGUUGGAGCAAGGGGAAGAACCAUGGAUAGGGGAUGAAAUCACAAGGCAGAACCACACAGAAGAUGAUGGUGCCUUAGAGAAGGACCCAGAAAUCCAAGACAAACAUUUGAAUCAAAUUGUAUUCAACAAUGAAACAAUGAUUACAGAAAAAAAUUAUGUAUUUGGGAACACAUUUACCCUGGGCAUGAAUAAUCUUCCCUCAAGAGAAGUACUUUAUAAAUCUGAUUCAGAUAGAAACUGCUUGAAAAUGAAUUCAGAAAUAAUUGUAAAAGAAAGCAAAGAAAAUGCAAAAGUUCCUAAUGAACACAGUGAAUGCGAGAAGUCACUACUCCAUGCUAAUCAUGAGAAAGGUCAUUCAGGAAAGAAAAAGUCCAAAAGUAACCAGAUGAGGGAAGUCGGGAGUCAAGAUGAAGAUGUUCUGCUGCAUCUGAACAAUGAGGCUUUGAAACUACCUCUCGCCCAUAAGAAACAUGGGAAGUCCUUCCAGCUGCCAGUUCUUUCUGCACAGAAGGAGAAACAUGCUGAACAGAAGUCAAAUGAAUGUGAGGACUGUGGGAGAAGAUUUUCUAAAAGGUCCACCCUCGUUGCCCAUCAGAGAAUCCAUACGGGGGAGAAACCCUAUGCUUGCAGUGACUGUAGGAAAACCUUCCGUGUGAAGACAAGCCUCACACGACACCAGAGAAUUCAUACUGGAGAGAGACCCUACGAGUGCAGUGCGUGCGGGAAAACCUUCAUCGACAAGUCUGCCCUCCUCGUGCAUCAGAAAAUUCACGGAGGGGAGAAGUCCUAUGAGUGCGAUGAAUGUGGAAAGACUUUCUUUCGGAAGUCAGCCCUCGCAGAGCAUUUUAGGUCUCACACAGGGGAGAAGCCUUACGAAUGUGAGGAGUGUGGGGAAGCCUUCAGCAAGAAAUCUUACCUCAUUGUGCAUCAGAGAACUCACAGGGGAGAGAAGCCAAAUGAGUGUAAAGAAUGUGGGAGAACCUUCUUCUGCCAGUCGGCUCUGACAGCACAUCAGAGAAUCCACACUGGGGAGAAACCCUAUGAGUGCAGUGAGUGUGAGAAAACCUUCUUUUGCCAGUCAGCCCUCAAUGUGCAUCAGAGGAGCCACACGGGAGAGAAGCCCUAUGAAUGCAGUCAGUGUGGCAAGUUCUUAUGUACCAAGUCUGCCCUAACCGCACACCAGGCCAUUCACAGAGGAAAGAAGUCUUACGAAUGUAGUGAGUGUGGGAAGCUCUUCUACCAUAAGUCAACGCUGGCUAUACAUCAGAGCACUCACACUGGAGAGAAGCAGGAGGCGCUCAAUCAGUGUGAUGGAAUGUCUUCUGUGCAGUCAGACUGCAGUGAGCGUGAGAGUGUUAGCACAGAGGAGAACCCUGAGUGUCCUGAGCCUGAGCAUGAAGUCAGCAAGAGCCCACCCCCCUUACUAGGUCGGAGAACUAUCUGGGACAAGCCCUAUGAAUGCAGUGAUUGUGGGAGGGCCUACUGCAGGAAGUCAGCUCUCACACAUCAUCAGAGAACACACUCAGGCGAGAGACCCUAUGAGUGUAACGAGUGUGGGAAAACCUUCUCCCAGAAGUUUUCCUUUAGUGAACAUCUGCGAACUCACACUGGGGAGAAGCCAUAUGAUUGUAAGGAGUGUGGGAAAACUUUCUGCCACAAGUCAGCCUUCAGAGUACAUCAGAGAAUUCACACAGGAGAAAAACCCUAUGAAUGUAAUGAAUGUGGGAAAACGUACCGCCGGCUGUGGACACUCAAUGAACAUCAGAAAAUACACACAGGAGAGAAACCAUAUGAAUGUGACAUAUGUGAGAAAACAUUCCGCCACAAAUCAAACUUCCUGUUACAUCAGAAAACUCACAAGGAGUAAGUUCCAAGAAAGCAACAAAUAAUUCACCUAAUGCCAAAACUAAAUGGUAUCAGUAAGGAGUUGGGAAUUUUUCCGGUCAAGUCAGAGAGCUCACAAUAGAUGAGAGAUACAGUCUGUUUAAUAAAUGAAGUGGAACAGUCAUUGUAAACCAUGAGAAUGCUCGACACCAUUUCAAACACCAUGCCAAGUGUGCCUCCUCUUUGAAUAUGAAGCAUGUUAUUUAGGUUUAAUUGUUGAUUGUUCUCCAUUCUUGGUAUAUGCUAGUGUGAGGCCCUAAUUUUACUUCAUUCCAAACCAGUGUCACUUAAUCAACAAUGCAGGCUGAAUAAUUUACAGCUUAUAAAUUUACA